Stegastes partitus (bicolor damselfish) is the source of this 3823-nucleotide messenger RNA. RefSeq names its product nfe2 like bZIP transcription factor 3 (gene nfe2l3). Gene Ontology annotation, cellular component: nucleus. Bases 354 to 2306 code for a protein of 650 amino acids. Gene Ontology annotation, molecular function: RNA polymerase II cis-regulatory region sequence-specific DNA binding; DNA-binding transcription factor activity, RNA polymerase II-specific. Gene Ontology annotation, biological process: regulation of transcription by RNA polymerase II. The transcript is spliced from 5 exons. The record is from RefSeq and is a predicted model, not a curated record. Lineage: Eukaryota; Metazoa; Chordata; Actinopteri; Pomacentridae.
CGGUACCACCAGUUAGCUUUUCAUAUGUUUCAUUUUCAGUUUAGUUUUUAACGUCAGGAAACUCGUGAUAGCUAGUUACCGCCGACGAAUAACUUCUCCGCCAUAAGAUACGGAAGAGAAACGUGUUUGCAAUGUUUGCGCCCAGAGGUUCCUGUUAACUGGUAACUAAAGCUGAUAGCUAACUGCUAACAGCUAGCAUAGCUAUCUAACGAUUUCGCCGGUACAGGCGGACCUCUUUGUCUGACAGGGGAAGGCGUGCUCUUUUGUUAGGCUUUUCCCUUUGUCCUUUCGGGAAAGAGGAACUGUUGGGUCAGGAUUUCACAGUUAUCUGCAGUUCUGAAAGUAUUUAGAAAAUGCAAAUCGCGAAAAAAUACUUCACAGAAGGCCUGAUUCAGUUAACGAUCUUACUCAGUUUGAUUGGAGUUCGCGUGGACAUCGACAGCUACUUAAGCGGCUACUAUUCGCCUCUGACAGAGAUUAACUUGGGUGCUAGCUCAGCCUACAUCCAGACACCCUUUCACAUUUUGAGAGACACUCUUGACGGAAACAGUGUGCACCCAAAAUGUCCCGAGUUGGACUAUUUCUUUGCAAGUCGCCGGCUGCUAGACGAAGUGAGGACUCUGGGUUCACCGCGGUUCCCCACACAGCUGAACGCAUGGCUGGUGCACCAAGUGUCUGCCACUGACAAGGCUGACAGUGGGCCUUCAACCAGCAACAACACUGACUCCAACACAGGGUUAGAAAGCCCUGGAGACGAGGCCAGGGAUGUCAGCGAACACCUGCCUGCCAGUGGCCAAGAGGUGUGCCAGACAAACCCUGAACUCGGACAGGGGCCUUGUGGCGCUGGAGCCUGCGGUUUUCUUAAAGAGGAGGUUGAUGCUAAAGUUAAAGAGGAGGAGGAACCAGCUCCACUCACUCAGCUGGCUCACAGUUCCACACUGGAACAAGAGAGUCUCCUUGAAGGCAUCACUGCACUGUCCAAUCCAGCACGUCCCCAUCCUCUUACCAUUGAUAUUGACCAGCACUGGAGCAAUUUACUCUCUGUUGCCGACCUUGACGACUUGGACUCCUUGGUUACCGAGCGUCUGUCAGACCUCGAUGGUGACAUCACCAGCGCCAUCAGCCAGGAUGUCAGUUUGCAUGAUGCUAUGGUGUCUAGUGCUGGAGUCUUUGAUGUCGCUUCUGGAAGAACAGAGUCCAGGACAGUCAACCAGCAACGAACCCUCUUCCGACUGGAAUCCACUGGCUCUUCGCACUCAGAUGCUUCACCAGGGAUGGCUCUGGGCCUCGCCGCACUCCCCUUUGCUUCAGUAUGUAAUUUAAGUGGAAAUGUGUCAUCACAUAGUACAUUGGGUGGCUGCCUGGAUGAGGCAGUGUUUGAUCAGAUCAAUCAGCUAGGUCUGGAAGGCCUGGACACGAUGGACACCCAGCUGAUGAACUGUCUGGAGAGCAUAGAUCCCCAGGUCCUCGAGGACUUGGACUCAGACUCCGGUCUCUCCUUGGAGAGCAGCUCUGGAGGUCCAGUCUCUCCAGGCUCAUCUGAGAUGUCAUCGUCGUCCAGUUCAUACUGUGAAGAUGAGUGUGGAGCUACAGGCUACAGCAGUGAAGUGGAGUCACUUCCCUCCAAGGGCAUCCUGGAUUACAACUCAGCAUGGUCACCUGUUGAUCUGAGUGAGAGUGUGUGGCAUGACCACAGCUACUCGUCUCCUGCUUUCUUCAACCAGCCAUCAGUUACACUGUCCCACAAAAGCAUCAAAGAAGAGCCUCUCAGCGAUGAUGAUGAUGGGUCACAGUUGGAAGAACGGGAGCUGAGUCGUGAUGAGCUGCGUGCCCGUGCCAUGUGCAUCCCGUUCUCUGUCCUGCAGAUUGUCAACAUGCCUGUGGAAGAGUUCCUGGAGGUUCUUGAUGGUCACGGCUUCUCCCCAGAACAGGUGACUCUCCUGAGGGACAUCCGCAGGCGCGGGAAGAAUAAGUUGGCAGCACAAAACUGCCGCAAGCGCAAACUAGAUGCAAUCACAGGGCUCCAGGAGGAGGUGGAUAGGCUGCACGCUCAGAGAGACAGACUACUGAGGGAGAAACAGCUUACAGCCAAGACAAUGGGUGCUGUGGGCCAACAGAUAAAGCAGCUGACCAGAGACGUCCUGGCUCGGCUGAGGGAUGAUUCAGGGCGGCCCCUGAACCCAGAGAGAUUCACCCUGCAGUGCGGGGCUAAUGGGAGGGUUGUAGUUCAGCCUGUAAGGCGACCUGCUGUUUCUACAACAGCUGGAAACAAAACAGACAAGAGGAAGAAGGAAAAAAAACAAUGAUGCAGUAUUUCCAGCUGAGACUUGAGUUUUUAGGUUUUUGGACAUUACAGAACUUACUUGCCUGACUCUGGUUUUGGGUUCUCCUCUUUUGUAAAAGUGUGUGUGGAUUCACCACUGUUGGGAGCCUGAAUUGGCAAAAAGCUGCAAAAUGAAAGACACUCAGAACAUAAAUAAAUAAAUAAAAAAAAUCUCUGUAAAUAAAAGGUCUCAUGGGAAAAUGUAGCUUACACACUGGACAUUCUUUGCUUAUUCAAGAUGAACAAGGCAGAAGGGGUGGCUUAAGGGAACAGCUAAGCUGCUGGCAAUGCUAUCAGUCUCUUUUUGUGCCUGUUAACAUUAAAGUCAUCGUCUUAUCAUUUUCACAGACAAGCGUUUGCAAGCAGUCAGGCGUCAGUGUCAACGUGGCCAACAUUGUGACAGUUACUGGAUAGAGAUCUAAAAGGGUGGAUUCUGUUUGUUUGUUUCCAUGUGAUCUUCCCUCUCAGCAUAUACCUACUCAGUAUAAGUAGGGGGUUAAAGAUUGUAUUUAUUAAAGUUUAUGAGGUUAUAUGCAUCACAAAACUGUCAAGGACAGUAUCUUUUUUCAAAAUAAUAACUUAAUGUCAAAGUGAUAAGAAUAUUGGAUCAUUUGCUAUCUAAAGUUUACAGAUUUUUUUGAGACAUUGGAGGGCAUGUUGUAUUAGGCAAAAAAAAAACUGAAGUGACAUUUAAAAACAAGAUUUUCUUCUUUUCCUUACAUGUCUUAAUGACAUACAUUAUACCAAUGAUUGAAAUGACAAGGCCUUAAUUUUCAUUUGAGAAGUAUUUUUGUUAUUGCGCGUGUACAUGAUCCACCUAUGCACAUCAUCAUAACAAAAAUGUUGUAUGAGUCUAUCAUUGCAUGUUUAAAUUAAUAUCGAUUAAUUAGUUUCGAGCACAAUUUGACCUCACCCCUUUCAUUUCAAGUACUAUAGAGUUUUGGCAAGAUUAUAUUCUACCUCACGGCUUAGUUUUUGUUCAUUUUUGGCUAAAUUUAAAAAUGCCCUUCUUUUAGGGGAACUUAAGUGCACUCGUUAAUGACAGAUUCUUCAUUGUUAGUGUGGCCCUAAGUAGACAUAAACUAUCCCAUUUUUAAAAAAAAACAAAUACAAUCACCAACUCUAUUUAAUAAGUUUGAAUGUUGUUUGGAUGUUGCUUUUUUUAUAUUUGAGAUUAUCUGAGAGCAGAGUUGAGUAUUAGAACUUGCCAUUUUUUCAUGGGUACACUGCUUUGUAUCGUCAGCUGAGUGAGUGAGAUAAAUGGAGCAUUUAGUAAAUAAUUUUUUUUUAAGGUUUUUUUUUUUUUUUUCUUUCUGUGUGGUUUGGCGAGAGUUUACUUUGCUGUUUGUAUAAAUUUAAGUUUCCUAAAUGUUUUUCUUUGUUUCUGAAGGCAAAUGUGUUUGAUUGCAUGGUGAUUGUUGGAAGUAUGAUUUUGCUUUGAGAAUUUGAGUUGCUCUUGCAGGUAUUGUUCUUUCUGAUUAAAAAAAAAAAAAAGAUGAA